UUCGUUGAACGAUGCGGUUAGAAGACGCUUUCUCAAGAAUUAUUAGUUUUGUUUGAUAAUUACGCGCCUAUUUUGGUGAUAACAAUUUCAGUGUUAUAACAAUUGUGUUAGUGGAUUAUUUACAGUAAAAAACGUAAAAUGAGUCAAAUGGUGACGCGUCAACGGACGGGUGGGGAUGAAAAAGAAAAGCGACAAACAGACAGUCCAGUGAAAGAUAUGAAAAAGAAAAUGGCGGCCAACGCUGAAAAGGAAAAGAACGCCGCAGAACAAGCCACCAGCAAGCCUGCAGAAAAACCCUCAGAUAAAACCACAGAUAAACCUGCAGAAAAGCCCGCGGAUAAACCUAAGGUAGCUGAGAAGCCAGUGGAUAAAAAAGAUAAAGCACCUGAGAAGCCAAUUGAGAAGAAAGAUAAAGCACCUGAGAAGCCAGUUGAGAAGAAAGAUAAAGCACCAGAGAAACCAGUUGAGAAGAAAGAUAAACCUGCUGAGAAGAAGGAGGGACAGAGUGAAAAGAAGAAGGAAGAGAAUGGCAAAGGAGAGGGCAGUGGGAAGAUAGAGAAACCAGCAGCAAACGGCCGCCCAAAACAGAACGGCAGCACCACCACAAACGGAACGGUGAGUCCCGACUCGGACUCGAUAUCGGACGCUGAUGAAACGGAACAGUUCCCGGAACUGGCUUACGAUGAUUCCGAUGUGGACUGGGAGCCAGGCAUGGACUGUCCUAGCCGGAGCUUCACCAGGCGCGAACAGAGAAACCACCAGCAAACGUCCCUAACAGAACGGCAGCACGAACGGAACGGUGAGUCCCAGCUAGAUGAAACGGAACAGUUCUCGGAACUGGCUUACGAUGAUUCUGAUGUGGACUGGGAGCCAGGCAUGGACUGUCCUAGCCGGAGCUUCACCAGACUCCCGACUGUGGACGAAACGGAACAGUUCCCGGAACUGGCUUGCGUCGAUUCUGAUGUGGACUGGGAGCCAGGCAUGGACUGUCCUAGCCGGAGCUUCACCAGGCGCGAACAGGUAAAGGCGACGCGGACACCGGAGACGCCGCGACCGGCCUCAGACAAACAGGAUACAGAUGAAUCAAAGGAAUCGAAGGUCCUGAAACUCACAGAUUCAGGCAAAGACACGCCUAAAGACAAGAAAACAGACGCCAAAUCGGAAACUAAAUCGGACCCAAAAUCGGACGGAAAAUCUGCAAAAUCGGACGCUAAAAAAGCGGAGACGCCAAAGAAGGAUGAAACUAAAGCGGAUGCUAAGAAUGAUGUGAAAGAAUCAUCCAAGAAAGGGGGGAAGGAGGAUAAGUCUGAGAAAGUGGAAGUCGAGGUGGUUGUAGAGAUUGAGAAUAAUGGAGACGCGUCAGAAGAAUCCCGCAAACCAGACACGAACUUCUCAAAGUCGCGAGUUAAGGUGUCCCCUUACCGCCGGAGUAUGCGUCUCGCGGACCAGACCACCAGCUCCAUCGCUGCCAACUAUACUGGCAACAACACAACCAUGGAGAUGGACAUAACAGAGACGUCCUCAUUCAUGGACGAGACGAUGGACGACAGCUACUUGAGCGGUCUCCGCUCCAUAAAGGGCCGCCGCAGCUACAAGCUGCUCAAGGACAUGCCGAGGACCGCCAGCGCCAAUAGGAGUGUUCGCUCCGUCACUAGCAUCACAGACACGAUGGACGACAGCUACUUGAGCGGUCUCCGCUCCAUAAAGGGCCGCCGCAGCUACAAGCUGCUCAAGGACAUGCCGAGGACCGCCAGCGCCAAUAGGAGUGUUCGCUCCGUCACUAGCAUCACAGACACGAUGGACGACAGCUACUUGAGCGGUCUCCGCUCCAUAAAGGGCCGCCGCAGCUACAAGCUGCUCAAGGACAUGCCGAGGACCGCCAGCGCCAAUAGGAGUGUCCGCUCCGUCACUAGCAUCACAGACACGAUGGACGACAGCUACUUGAGCGGUCUCCGCUCCAUAAAGGGCCGCCGCAGCUACAAGCUGCUCAAGGACAUGCCGAGGACCGCCAGCGCCAAUAGGAGUGUCCGCUCCGUCACUAGCGUCACAGACACGAUGGACGACAGCUCCUUGAGCGGUCUCCGCUCCAUAAAGGGCCGCCGCAGCUACAAGCUGCUCAAGGACAUGCCGAGGACCGCCAGCGCCAAUAGGAGUGUCCGCUCCGUCACUAGCAUCAUAGUAUCCGAGACAUCGUCGCGCCCCACCGCGCCCGUGGUGGGGCGCAAGCGCAAGCCCGAGCCCGAAGACAACAUCUCCGUCGCCAGCGAGGCGCGAGAGGCCGACAGUCCCGUCGGGAAGAGGCAAAGACUGCUCGAGAGGCUGGCUCGGCCUUUCAAGAGAACCGUGCUUAUGCCUGCUAGGAGGAAUGCUGAGAUCGUGGGCAUCAACACAGACCUGCCUCUAACAGCUCCAGUAGCCUCCACCUCCAGCUUCGACCCCGAGACCCUCAAGACGGCUCCGGCCGACAUACAAGCCUCCCCCGCGGCUCCACCCGCGGUCGCCGCGCCUACUGCUGAAGACGCCAAACGGUGCGUCGUCAUGUAAACUGAAAAUAUUACGUGCGUUCCACGGAAUGGGAUUGGUAACUGUCAAAGGUUUGCAUAGAUGGCGCCAUCGUAGCUUGCCCCUUUCUAUUGAGAUUUGGCUUAAAGGGCUCAAAAAGGGCUAAAGCAUCCAGGGUAUUAAAAAAACCAAAAUUUGACACAUGGGUUUGACAGGACAAGCUAUGAUGGCGCCAUCUGCUAAAAACUUCCACCGGCCAACCCUAUUGUUCAACUUGUGUCCCGUACGAACAUUUUUAAUAGAGUUCCUCAUUCUCGGAGGAACUCUGAAAGAAAUCCAAAGGAAAGUGUUCAGAAAAUUUGCAAAAAAAAAGACUCGCACGGAACCGGGACCCGUAGCCAACAUGCCAAUCGCUAACACUCCGUAACAAUCGAAACGCAACUGUCACUGUCGCAUAGAAUACGAAAGAGUAAUAGAGACGCAAAUCACACAAAGCAUUUCGUUGUCGUAGCGAUAGCGAUUGUAACCUUGGCUAGGCCGGCAAGGUGACUCGCGAGCCAAGAAGCUCGGUGUGUGACGUCACGCCUUGCCCGUCUAUAAAGUAAUAAAAAAAAAGUGUUGGGAAAGGACAUAUUCGUGGAAUGUUCCAUUUAUGGAUCCAAGAACUAUUGGACUGAAACUGGACUUUAUAAAAUGGCGCUUAACCUCCUAAGACCCCGCGUACAAAAUUGUGUACAUAUUCCACAAUCUAUUGUGUAACUAAGGCCCACUUGCACCAUCCCACUAACCCGGGGUUAACCGGUUAAACCUGGAGUUACC
Cydia fagiglandana is the source of this 3321-nucleotide messenger RNA. Its product is annotated as nestin-like. NCBI's taxonomy places the organism in Eukaryota, Metazoa, Arthropoda, Insecta, Lepidoptera, Tortricidae. The record is from RefSeq and is a predicted model, not a curated record. The coding region runs from base 139 to 2544 and encodes 801 amino acids. The transcript has 16 exons.